UCCACGCGGGCUGUGGGAGCUCCUUGCUCUCGGGUUUGCAGAGGGCUCUGCCAAAGGGAUAUGUUUAGCCAGUUGUCCCACUACAUAGUGGAAGGGAGGAAAGAAGCAACAGGAUUUGAUAAAAUGCAAGGGGAGUCGAGCCCUAGUGCUUCCCUUAUUGACAGGACCAUCAAGAUGAGAAAAGAAACUGAAGCUAGGAAAGUGGUUUUAGCCUGGGGACUCUUGAAUGUAUCCAUGGCUGGAAUGAUAUAUACUGAAAUGACUGGAAAACUGAUUAGUUCAUAUUACAAUGUGACAUACUGGCCCCUCUGGUACAUUGAGCUUGCCCUUGCAUCUCUCUUCAGCCUAAAUGCCCUUUUUGAUUUUUGGAGAUAUUUCAAAUAUACUGUGGCACCAACAAGUCUGGUUGUUAGCCCUGGACAGCAAUCGCUUUUAGGGUUGAAAACAACUGUUGUACAAACUACUCCUCCACGUGAUCUAUCAGCAACCCAAAUCCCUCCUGUACCUUCUCCUUCAAUUCAGGGUCAGAGUGUAUUGAGUUAUAGCCCAUCUCGUUCACCCAGUACCAGCCCCAAGUUCACCACCAAUUGUAUAACUGGAUACAGCCCUCAACUUCAAGGCUUGUCAUCAAGUGGCAGUGGUUCGUAUAGCCCUGGAGUGACCUAUUCACCCGUCAGUGGUUAUAAUAAGUUGGCAAGCUAUAGCUCCUCUCCUUCUUCUCCAUACCCUACCACUGUGGGACCAAUGGAAAGCACCGGAUUGAGAGCCCGAUACCGCUCUUCACCCACUGUCUACAACUCCCCUACGGGCAAAGAAGACUAUAUGACAGACCUACGGACUUUGGACACUUUUCUUAGAAGUGAAGAAGAGAAGCAGCAUAGAGUUAAGCUUGGGAGCCCAGAUUCUGCCUCACCAUCCAGCAGUCCUACUUUCUGGAACUACAGUCGUUCUGUGGGAGAUUAUGCACAAACCCUAAAGAAGUUUCAGUAUCAGCUUGCCUGUAGAUCUCAGGCCCCCUGUGCUAACAAAGAUGAAGCAGAUCUCAGCUCUAAACAAGCUGCAGAAGAGGUUUGGGCAAGAGUGACUAUGAAUAGACAACUUCUUGAUCAUAUGGACUCAUGGACAGCUAAAUUCAGAAAUUGGAUCAGUGAGACAAUAUUAGUGCCACUUGUGCAAGAGAUCGAGUCUGUCAGCACACAGAUGAGGCGCAUGGGCUGUCCGGAGCUGCAGAUAGGAGAAGCCAGUAUAACUAGCUUGAAACAAGCUGCCCUGGUCAAAGCUCCUCUCAUUCCAACUCUGAACACAAUCGUGCAGUAUUUAGACCUCACACCCAAUCAAGAGUACUUGUUUGAAAGAAUUAAAGAACUUUCUCAAGGGGGUUGUAUGAGUUCCUUUAGAUGGAAUAGAGGUGGAGAUUUCAAGGGGCGCAAGUGGGAUACUGACCUGCCUACUGAUUCUGCUAUCAUCAUGCAUGUGUUUUGCACCUACCUCGAUUCCAGAUUACCUCCACACCCCAAGUACCCUGAUGGAAAAACAUUUACCUCUCAACACUUUGUUCAGACACCAAAUAAACCAGAUGUGACAAAUGAGAAUGUUUUUUGCAUUUAUCAAAGUGCUAUCAACCCUCCCCAUUAUGAGCUAAUCUACCAGCGACAUGUCUACAAUCUUCCAAAGGGCCGAAAUAAUAUGUUCCAUACAUUAUUAAUGUUCCUCUACAUCAUAAAGACUAAGGAGUCAGGAAUGCUUGGGCGAGUUAAUCUUGGUCUGUCUGGUGUGAAUAUUUUGUGGAUUUUUGGCGAGUAAGGAGUCAACUAGUUCCAAACAUUUAUACUUUUAUGUGACUGAACCAGAAGUUGAACCCAAGCAUCUGAGUCACUACCUCUUCUGAAAUAAGAUAUAUGUGUGACAAAAAACUCAUUGGAUUUAACCAAAAAAAUAGCUUUGUGAAACAUCUUUGCAAAAGUAUGUUCUGUGUCUUCUAUGCCUCUAAGACAUUUCGUUUUGAUUUUAUAUCACAUUUCAGUUUUCAUUUGUCUAUAAAACUGUAGGUUUUCAAAUUUUUGUUGAUCCAAAGCUGUACAAUGCCUCCUUAGGAAAUAAAAUGUAUAGUCCAUUUACUUUGUGAUCCCAGAUGAGAAUCAUCUACCUGAUUACACACACACACAUAUAUACACACACACACACUUUUUUCAUCUAUUUCCCCAGAGUUCUACAAAUCAAACCCAAAACCCAUAUUUAAAGAAAUGAGAUAAACUUCUAAAUAAUACAUUAGACCCUGUGUAUUUUAAAAGACUGUCAAAAGAAAUUUGACAGAAUCAGCAUUUUGAAAAGUCAACUCUUGGAUUAGAUUUAGCUGCUAUAAUUAAACUAAUUGGGUCUUGGUUAAGAGGCUUUAGUAUUAACAACUUUAUUAUACAAUAUUGUAUUUUAAGCGUUCUCUUCUUUGAGAACACAUGGUGUCUGUUUAAACUUGUUGAAUAUGUUCAAAUAUCUGGAGAAUGAGAAAUUACCAAGUUCCAAGUUAUGGUCUGUUCUUCAACUUUAUUUUCUUAUAUGUGGCAUCUCUUUAUUGCCCGGUCAUGUGUGUUUUCAGAAUUGACACACUAGAAACUGCUUCGUUUACCUUAUGUAAACCUAUCACCUGUGUAAACCAACUAAAACCAAUAUUUUUCCACAAGUUGUUUUGUUUUUUAAAGUUAGACAGCCAAAGUAAAGGAAGUUCUUAUCUUUUAAUUUUGUUGUUGUUAUAUGUUAAAUACAUGUGCUGUGAUGUUUUGGAAGGAAAUGCCGAUUAAACGUAUUAAAUUUUAAAACACUAACA
Molecule: messenger RNA, 2821 nt
Organism: Erinaceus europaeus (western European hedgehog)
Lineage: Eukaryota; Metazoa; Chordata; Mammalia; Eulipotyphla; Erinaceidae
Gene: TMEM209
Product: transmembrane protein 209
Exons: 15
Coding region: 61-1803 (580 amino acids)
Cellular component (GO): membrane
Source: RefSeq, a predicted model, not a curated record